Molecule: messenger RNA, 4631 nt
Organism: Nasonia vitripennis (jewel wasp)
Lineage: Eukaryota; Metazoa; Arthropoda; Insecta; Hymenoptera; Pteromalidae
Exons: 3
Coding region: 525-1121 (198 amino acids)
Source: RefSeq, a predicted model, not a curated record
UUUUCAGCAAUACAUCAACAAACUGGUUUGGUACCUAAGAUUUUACUUUAUAUUAAUAUUAACUUUAUGCAUUUACUUACUAACAAUCUUUGAAGUCAACUUGUGCAAAUCCAAGUUUGAACGAAAAGUCAUAUAUUUCACUUUUUCCAUGUCAAUUAAUAAAUCACGAUUUUCACAAUUACAAUUAAUCUUGAACAUGAAAAACAAUUGUGAAUUUAUUUUCUCAUCUUUCUCUUGUUCUCGUCGAAAUUUCAGGUUAUGAUACGAUUAUACUCAGUGGUGGGUACGUCGAAAAUUACAUGUCACAUAUUACAUUUUAUACACCGACAUUUUUAUACCCGAGCGUAAUAUUAUACGCCGCUGCUGAACUUGCAGUAUCUUUACGUAUUUACUCGUUCCCGCCUUUACUGCCGCGGUACAUUUCGAUAUAGCCAGAACUGCCAUAAGAAUUAUAGUGCUUUGCUUUGAACCCUUUUUAUAUAAGACUUGGACACUUAAAUUAAUUGAUAUAAGUACACACUGCAAUGGAUGUUAGCAGGCCGAAACAUUCGGAGUGGUCUAGGUUAGGCUUCGAAGCAAAAACAGAGUAUAAUGAAAGCGGGAAAAAGGUUAAUGUUGCAUAUUGUUUACAGUGCGAAAAGUGCCUUAAAAAUACAGCUGCUAGACGAUUGAAAUCACACAGGAAUGUGUGCAAACUUGACAUUAAUAAAUUGAAGAACUGUGUUAGCGAAUGCGUCGAUAACGAUGACAUUCAAAGUGAUCACGUAAAUCUUAAUGAAGAGUCGGAGAAACACCAUGGUGUAAAAAGGAAAGCGAGCACUAGAUUUAGUGACAUUGAUAUGAACGUCAUCAAUAAUUCUACUGAGAACGCAAAAGAAGACAAGAUUGAUAAGAACAAGAUGGCCAAUUUUUUCGAUCAGAUAAAUGAUCAAGAAAGUAAAAAAAUUGAUGAAGCUUUGAUAGAAUUGUUCAUCGCACUUGACAUUCAGUUCGACCAGGUUAACUCUCGCUACUUUAAAAAUUUCAUUCAGCUAUUGCGGCCAGCAUACGGAUUAUUAUUACCUGCGAGAGAAAAAUUGUCUGGAGAGCUAUUAUCAAAACAAUGGUUUUGUUCUUGUUGAUAAACAAAGGCGACCAACGAUUUAGUGUAACGUUUGAUAAAAGCGAACAAUUAAUGUAUGUGAAAACGCAAGAUUCCACAAGUGAAACCAUAGAUAUUUUCGUUAAAAAUUCGAUUUAAAUGGCCGAGAAAAAAUAUGGCACUAACGUUUAUAUCGUUAUUCUUGAUUCAAAAGAGACCCGAGAAUGUUGUACUGAAAAUGAAAAUUAUCAUUUAUUAACUUGUCUAUCUACAGAAUUACAAUCACUUGUGGAAUCACUAAUCAAUUUGGAAUUAUUAAAUGAAGUAGAUACUGUGUUAAAAGAGUUUUCCGUACCAGCUCUGCAAGAUCAAUUUCAUACUGAGAAUGGAAUGUCAAUAAUCCAAUUGGAAAUUGACGACUUCAAAACAUAUUACGAUGGUUUUUUAUCCUUUUCGAAAAAUUUAAAAACUAUGCGUAAGUUGGUAGGAAAUGAAACUUAUUCUUUUAAUCCGAGUAUUCUCUUUUUGAUUUUUAACAAUGAUUUUGAAAAGAAACUUGAUGAUGCGUUGGGAAUCUUAAAAUUUGUUCAUAAAAUUGCUCAGGAUCAAGGACUACACUACACAUUGGCUGAUGCCGUUGAAGAUUGGCACAUGCUAUUAAAUGCUACGGCGAUUAAUGAAUGUCAAAACGUUAGAAUUCUCGAGUUUAGCAAAUCCAUUUUUGAACCAAUUUCAUUAACAGCAAAUUAUUUGCACCCACGAUAUCAGGGCAAACGUUUUAGUAAAAAUGAUUGAUUAACAAAUAAGAUGCUGCAGUUUAUUUUAGAGCAUUUAAAUGAAGAUGGCAUGGAAAGUUUUUUUCAAUAUCAAGAAAAAACUGGUAUAUUCCAAACGUUGUUUGUAAAACAAUACCAGUCUGCCGAAAUAUUUUGGCGUAUUGUGGCAACACAAAAUCAAAGUUUAUCAAAAUUUGCGUUGCAAAUGUUAAAAAUUCCUGCAUUUACAAUAAACAAAAACAUUUCUUUAAUAACAUGAUGUUCUGAGAACUCUUCACAACAAAGUAAAAUAACUGAAUUGUAUCAUUUGCUAAAAAUGAAUGAAUAAUUUAUUAUAUCAAUACAAAUAAAUAAAUGCGUUUUCAUAUGUAAAAUAAUUCAAACAUAUUUUUGAACAGUAAAACAUAAAAUUUAACAUUUUAAUAUUUUCUAUAAACAUUAGUCGCCUUUUAUAAUUUUUAUUGUAAAACUAUCUUUUCAAGAAACACAUAAGUAAUUUUGAUUUCAUUAUUUCUUGAUUUUAUUCAUCUAAAAUAUCAUUUUCAAAAUGAGCAUUUCAAAUAUUAUCUCUCAUUCGCAACGUAUAAUACAAACAAACUAAUUUGGCUGAUCGAUGAGGCCUCAAUCGAUUGCGUUUCGUAUCAUGGACAUAUGACCAUUGCGAGAACAAUCGCUCCAAUUCACGCGUUGAUGCGCACAUGUUGAAUAAUUUUAACGCAAGAUGACUGAGUUCGGGGAAGAAAUUUCUCGCAGCCUUCCAAAAAGUUUCCCAGGAUUAAUAAUUUCUAUCAAAAAGAAUUCUAAAGACUCCAGCUCUAUUGCGGUAACUUUCAAGUUCUGUUAAGCCAUCAGCUGUUAAAUUUUGUGCAAAAAAUUCAUUCAUUUUAUUUAGAUUUUGCUCUGAAUUAGAAAAUCUUCUUCUCUGGUAUACUGGAUGUAAAUAAUUUGCAGCCAAUCCAUAUUUGUUUAUAACUUUAACGAAUCGAUUCUCUAUUAAAACUUCAAAAUCAUCAUUGAUUGCUGGCAAAUUUAUUUGCAACCAGUAUUCCGUAGAGUCAGCUAUAGUUGCAGUAUUUUUCUCGCAAUUGCGUAUUAGUUCGCAAACAGGAUCAAGCAUAACUAAACUUUCUUGUAACCUUGAAACGCUCAUCACUUCUUCUUACUGGUCCUUGGUACUUUUUUAAUAUUAGAUUUUAAUAAAAGAAAUAAUAAGUCUAAUAUUUAUUAGAAAAAGUAAUAAACAUUUGCAAAUCUGAACCGUGGAUCCGAAUUCAGAUUUGGAAUAAAUCGAUUUUACUUUAAAUUAUUAUUUAACGAAUAAUAUAAAAAGAAAAUUGAUUGUAAAUGAAUUAAAUAAUAAUAAUAAUAGUAGGUCCGGGAUUGUGGGUAAUGAGUAUGCAACGCAAUAAUUAUAAACUCUUGUUUAUAUUUAAAAUAGUGUGUAUAUUAACAAAAAUAAUUUAACAUAAGAAUAAUGCCUAUUAUUGCUAUUAUUCUUUUUAAAUCAGAUUUAGUUACAAUUUUUGUUUAUUUUUUUAUGAAGACUUCUGUUAUGCGAUUAUUAAAUAUUAUUAAAUUCUACGCUUAAUUUUGCAGUAGAGUAUGUGUUAGAGCGCUUAAAAGUGCUUCUCGAAAUUUAUAAUUAUUAAAUUCUACGCUUAAUUUUGCAGUAGAUUUCUGUAUAUGUACUAAGGCGCUUAAAAGUGCAGCCAGAGUAGACUAGACCGCUUAAUUGUGCUGCUACUAGUGAUUGAACACAGGCCUCGCAUGGCCUUUUAUAGGGCGCUAAGCGAGCGCUGAUCGAGCCGCCGAAAAUAUUCGCACAUUCACACAAUCAUACUAUCAUUCAUUCAUAUUUACAUUUAUCAUUUAUACAAACAUACUCGGAUGCGCACGACUCGCCGUCGCUCGCUUACGCGCACAUAUACAUAUAAAUACUGUUACGCAACGCGCUGCUGCUAAUGCUGGCUUGGUAGGUGGAGAGAGAAGGGGGACGCGCACGCACACAUGCGCGUCGAUGGCCUGCCGUCGCUGCGUUGACUACUGCGUAGCUGUUGGUUUCGUAGGAGGUGAGAAGAGUGGGGACGGCCGAAAUAUUCCUUGCGCUCGCUGUAUAGGCAGAGUCGGAUGUUUUUAGGAUUUUUUUAAAUGUAUAUGUUCUAGGAAGUUACACGCCGGAUCAUGUAUAGGGCAUUACAACCUUAGUUCAAAAUUAUCGUCAAAUAAUAAGUUUCUAUUAUCAUCUUUUAUAAUAGCGCCAUUAUUUACUACUAACCGCAUAAAAGGAGCAUUUCGUAAAGCUCGACGAAACACAUCUCUGUAACUACACCAACGGGUAUCUCCUGCCAAAAUUAUUCGAUUUCCGCCUGCUUCAACUAAUAAAUGUUCUAAAUUGGGAUUCUUAAACUUUUUUAAGAGUGUAUUAAUUUGUCAUACAAAUACACAUGUCAUAUAUACAUGCUGUAAUUAUCGGUAAAACAGGGAAUAAUUAGUGUUCCGAUUUUCGUUAGAUGGCGCUUGAAUUGGAAAGCAGGGACGUAUAUUGCGAAACUAUAUACUACUGAACCCUCUACCUUUUUACAAGUAAAAAGUAAUAAAUAAUAAUAAUUUUGUAAGGAAUAAGUAGAGUUAUGUAUAUUCUUUAACCUCGAAACAGAAAAUAAGUAAUAAUCUAUUUUAUAAUAAAGUUUAGUUAUAUAAAUUUAAUUUGGAACAAAAUAAAAAAUAGUCAAUAUAGAUUUUUUAUAUAGAUUUAUUCUUUUUUAUUGUUGAAU